Dioscorea cayenensis subsp. rotundata (Guinea yam) is the source of this 1771-nucleotide messenger RNA. Its product is annotated as calcium/calmodulin-regulated receptor-like kinase 1. NCBI's taxonomy places the organism in Eukaryota, Viridiplantae, Streptophyta, Magnoliopsida, Dioscoreales, Dioscoreaceae. Gene Ontology annotation, biological process: protein phosphorylation. Gene Ontology annotation, molecular function: protein kinase activity; ATP binding. The record is from RefSeq and is a predicted model, not a curated record.
UCUUCUUCGCUGAUCUCUUUUUUCUGUUUUCUUUUUUUUUUCUUUUUCGGGUUCCAUCUUGGAUCUUGUUCUCCAAGUCUUCGAUCUCCAUCUCCAUCAUCGAGAGCUCGGCAUUGCAUCGCCCGUCCAGCUCGUUCCUUCUGGUAUUUUGUGUAUGGAGUGGAUGUAAGGGAGAUGAGAUUGUGUUGGUGUUAAAGGAGAUGAAAGGUGUGUCUUGGGGGUUGAUUGUGGGGAUAACAAUUGGGGUUGUGAUUGGAGUCCUGUUGGCAACAGGUGCUCUUUUCUGUAUUAGAUAUAGGAAGAGGAGAUCACAGAUUGGGAGCAGUAGUUCGCGGAGGGCGUCGACUGUUCCUAUUCGUGCAAAUGGUGUUGAUGUCUGUACAAUACUUUCGGACUCGACGAUCGGUCAAGAGUCUCCUAAAUUGCCGGAAACCAAUGGCGCGUCCUUGUGGGUGGAUGGACCAAAGAGAAAGAAUGUUAUUUCGGCUUCUGGAGUACUCAAAUACUCUUACAAGGAUUUACAAAAAGCUACGAGUAAUUUUACAACAGCAAUAGGUCAUGGGGCGUUUGGUCCAGUUUAUAAAGCUCAGAUGUCUACUGGUGAGACAGUUGCUGUUAAGGUGCUUGCCACUGAUUCCAAACAAGGGGAAAAAGAGUUCCAAACAGAGGUUUUGCUUCUUGGAAGAUUGCACCAUAGGAACCUUGUAAAUUUGGUUGGCUAUUGUGCAGAGAAGGGACAACAUAUGCUCAUAUAUGUGUACAUGCCUAAUGGAAGUCUUGCUACUCACUUAUACAGUGAUAAUUAUGGGCCGUUGAGCUGGGAUCUAAGAGUUAAUAUAGCUCUAGAUGUUGCUAGAGGAUUGGAAUAUCUUCAUGAUGGUGCAAUUCCUCCUGUUGUGCAUCGUGACAUCAAAUCUUCCAACAUAUUGUUGGAUCGGUCAAUGAGAGCUAGAGUUUCUGAUUUUGGGCUUUCAAGAGAGGAAAUGGUAAACCGCCAUGCAUCAAAUAUCAAAGGCACCCUAGGUUAUCUUGAUCCUGAGUAUGUAUCCUCAAGAUCAUUCACAAAGAAAAGUGAUGUAUAUAGCUAUGGGAUUUUGCUUUUUGAGUUGAUUGCAGGCAGGAAUCCCCAACAAGGGCUGAUGGAAUACGUUGAUCUUGCUGCGAUAAACAGCGAGGGAAAGUCUGGAUGGGAAGAAAUUGCAGAUUCUCGCUUAGACGGUUUAUAUGAUGUAGAAGAAGUGAACGAAAUCGCUGCCCUUGCAUACAAGUGCAUCAACAGAAUUUCUAGAAAACGGCCAUCAAUGAGAGAUGUUGUUCAGGCAUUGACGCGAAGUCUCAAGGCAAGGCACAACAAGAAACAUCAAGUCAGGAUGUUACUAACAACCUCAGUUGAGGGAUCAGCUGACUUAGAUCCCUCAGAUAAUCAAACUUCAAUAUCUGAACAUCAGAGGGAGGAUUCCAUUGAUAGUUUAUCGGAUUUGCCUGAAGUUUGAUAAUUGUUUCUUGGUCUUCUUGUUGGGUGUUUCUAUACAUGUUCUUUAGAAGGUGAGGGUGUAUUGUAUUCUUUCACUGUUGAUAUCUGAGCAGUGUGAAAUGAAGCAUUGGGGAAUGAUUUAUGGUCAUGUGAUGGAGGGAGGUCUUUUGAACCUUUUUGGGUUUUGGUACAGUUUAAGUUAUAUUUGUCAAUUUGAUCAUUUCUUCACAAUUGUAGAAGACAUUUCGAUUACUUUUAUAUUAAUUUUUUUUAAGUUUCAAAGAAAAGUAAAUAUUU